CUCAAUAAACUCAAGUCUCCAUCAAACAAAUUACCAUCAUCACUCAAAUCACAAACCAUAGUUUCACAACUUUGUUUGAUUCUAUGUCUUCUGAUCUCUAUUCUUUUGGCACAACUUUCCACUCACAUUCAACCUCAGAACUUGAUGGAACUCAAGAUCUUCCAUUUCUCUCUGAUUCCUUCCCUUUCUUCAACACUACUUCUUCAAACUCAUUUGAUGAACCUCUUCUUCCUUCUUCUCUAGAUCCUUUUUCGCCUUCCUUUUUCUCUUUCUCAACUUCCACUGAUCAAAACCUCACAAGUUAUCAUCAAACUAAUGAAACUUUCUCAGAUUUUGAUCUCUCCCAAGUUAAAAACGAGGAAUCAUCAUCACAAAUAAGUGUUGAUUAUUAUAACAAUAAUCAGUUUCUUCCUCAUAGUUACAGUGGUGCUGAGAAUGCAUCAAAGUACAUGCAAAGAAGCUUCAGUAGUAACUCUUUCGAAAAGAAGCCGAGUUUUCAAUUCCAAACUCACCGCGAUAAUCCUAUGGAUUCGUCGAAAUUUCAAAUGCAUGAUUUAAGCUCCACUGAUAAUAGUUUGAGAAGGGUUUGUAGCACUGGCGAUUUGCAGAACAUGAAAGAAAAUAACAUGUCUCCAACGGAGGGAAAUUUGCAAGAGGAAUCAAAUUUCAAAGUAGGCCGAUACAACGCCGAAGAAAGAAAGGAAAAAAUUUCGAAAUACAGAGCUAAGAGAACACAAAGGAACUUUAAUAAGACCAUUAAGUAUGCAUGUCGAAAGACAUUAGCAGACAAUCGACCGCGCGUACGUGGCAGGUUCGCGCGUAAUGACGAGCCCAACGAAAUUCCUAAAGUUCCGUGUAGAGACGAAGACGAAGUCGAUUUUUGGAUGGAAGAAUUGAGGUUAUAUGAAGAUGAUGUAACAGUGGGAGCAGCAGAACAAUAUCUGAAGAGCAAUAGUUAUGGAGUUAGUCAAUUUCAGUACUUUGGAUUAUGAGUUUUUAGUGUUAGGAUAAUGGAAGAAGAAUCUUUAGACUUUAGGGUUGAUUGAUCAAAGUGGAAGUUUUUCUUUCUAAUGUUUUUGUUAUAAGAAAAAAUAAAAUAUAUGAAUAAGUCACUCACUCACUCACAUGGAAUCUCAGAUGUUCCUAAGGUCAAUAUGACAUUUGGUUGUUGGACGGUGCCCUAGAUAUAGAUAGCUAGUUUAUAGUUUGCAUUAAUAUUCCACUUUUAUUUUUUGUAUUCAAGAUAUGAUUUAUCAAUUGUUUAGUGAAUGUAUAUUGUAUUCCAUAAUCA
This is a messenger RNA of Vicia villosa (hairy vetch), 1291 nucleotides long. Its product is annotated as putative zinc finger protein CONSTANS-LIKE 11. Gene Ontology annotation, cellular component: nucleus. Bases 84 to 992 code for a protein of 302 amino acids. The transcript has 4 exons. The record is from RefSeq and is a predicted model, not a curated record. Gene Ontology annotation, molecular function: protein binding. Gene Ontology annotation, biological process: regulation of flower development. Lineage: Eukaryota; Viridiplantae; Streptophyta; Magnoliopsida; Fabales; Fabaceae.